Leptopilina boulardi is the source of this 3049-nucleotide messenger RNA. RefSeq lists its product as uncharacterized. Lineage: Eukaryota; Metazoa; Arthropoda; Insecta; Hymenoptera; Figitidae. The record is from RefSeq and is a predicted model, not a curated record. The transcript is spliced from 7 exons. Bases 704 to 2713 code for a protein of 669 amino acids.
AAUUUUCUUAUUCAGAGAGUUAAAAUUUUUUUUUUUUUUAAUUUAGAAAAAGCAAAAAUUUGUAAAUGGCAGGAUCUUGGCAAGGAUAUUCCAGGAUCAAAAUAAUUGGACUGUACACAGCGCGUACGAUUCUCUCAGUAUAUAAAAUAAAAUUGACACUGACUGUACAGUUGCUGGACUUGUAUUGACUACAGUGUUUUCUUGGUCUGAUUCUAUUUUAUUUGAUUUUUAAUUAUUUCUUUGAAAUUAAUCAAAGAAAUCAAUUUAAAUCGAAUAAAUUAACAAUAUUGUUUAUAAAAAUUGACGAAAAAUAACAAUAGAAAUGAGAAAUCAAAGAAUAAUGUGUGUUUUGACGACCAAUGCGAGUGCAAGCAGCGUCAUACAGGAGAUGAUCAGCCACUAGACAAAUGUCGGUAAUAAAAAAAGAAAAUUAUUUCUUAUAAACAUUGAUAUAAGACAAUUUUCUUAUAAAUAUAUAUAUUAAUUUGAAGAAAUUAAAAAUUUCAUUAUUUAUUCAAUUUUAUAUUUAAAAAAGAGAUUGAGAAUAAAAUGAAGGGGAAAUUUAACAUCUUCCGAGAGAGGAACCAUAGAAUUUUAGAGAUGUUCCAUUUGUCACGUGGCUCUGUUUUUUGAAAACGUCACGAGCCGACUUUAAUUCGAAAAAAAAAAUUUACAAAAUCGAUAGAAUUUUAAUUAUUUAAAAAUGGGAAAAACUAGAGGUGUACACGAAACUACUCCGGAAUUAAGAAAUCGGAUGGUGGGAAUGUAUGAAGCAGGUCUAGGACUACGGGAAAUAGCAGCAGCAAUUAAUUGUUCUCAAAGAACAGUGAAAAGGUGGCUAAAUCGAUUUGAUAAAGAAGGAACAGUUGAGACACGAGAUCGAUGUGGUCGUAAAAGAGCAACAACAACAGAAGAGGAUGAGGCUAUUGUCCGUCUUGCAACUCAAACAACAAUAACAGCUGCAAAAGCUGUACUCCCAGCAUUAGGAUUAUCGUGUUCCGUUGACACUGUAAGAGAAAGAUUGCAUAAAGCUGGAAUUCAUAAUUGGAGUCCAUGUCGUAAACACAUGCAAAAAAUUCCCCUUGGAAAUGACGUCGAUGGAUCAACAAUACAGCAGGCUGUUUGGCGACCCACAGGAACGCAACUUGGAAAGAAAAAGUCUACAAAAGAUACGAAUAAAACAAAAAGAAAUGUAUCUAAUAAAAAGAAACUUGCAUCACGCAAAACAAGAGCAAAAGAUGUUUUUAUUGGCGAUGGUGCUCCUGCUGAGUCACUAAAAUCAACAGCUGUUGUUCAACAAAAUUUUACCUAUCCACAAGAAAAUGUUCAUCAACAACCAAACAAUGAAAUAUCUUCACAAUCAUUACAACCACCUCAAGUAAUAUUUGCCAAUCAUUUAGAUCUCGCUCAACAACCACAGGUUUAUCAUCAUCAAAAUUGGCCUCUAGAUUUAGUUCAAAGCAAUCAUUAUUCACAGAGUCAACAAUCAAAUCAGCAUUUACAACAUAUGCAUACACAUCAAGAACUUCAUUCACAAUCUGAAGAUCGGCAAAUUUGUUCACAAAUUGAAGAGCAAAAUAUACAUUCACAUCAUCAUGGUAUUGAACAACCUCAUCAAAUGGAACAACAAGUUCGACAAUCACAACGAUUAAGACAAUCUUGUUUAGCAUCAUCGCAAGAUAUUACGAAAACUUGUUCAAAUAAUUCAAAUGACAAUCAAAUAUCAAAUGAUAAUAAUAAUUCUGAGAGAGAUUCAUCGGAUAAUAAUGAAGAGGGAUCGGGCAAAGAUCGAAAAAAGAAAGGUGGUAAAAUUAAAGGAACACUUGAGACAAGCGUUGAAAUACGAAAUCGAAUGAUAGGAAUGUCAGAAGCAGGAUUAUCGACACUAUCAAUCGCUUUGGCAAUCAACAGAUCUGAACGAACAGUUAAAAGGUGGUUGGAACGUUGGCACAAGGAGGGAAAUGUUCAAACAAAAGAGAGAAAGGGAAGAAGAAGAAUAACGACAAAAGAAGAAGAUGACGCUAUAAUUGCAAUGGCAACGCAACAUCCAUUAACAGCCGCAAAAUAUGUUGCACCAGCUUUGGGACUAAAAUGCAGUGUCGAUACAAUUAGAGAAAGACUUCAUAAAGCUGGAAUUCACAGUUGGAAAUUAGGCAAAAAACAAGGUGAAGGUAAUGCAGUUCACACUGUACAUCUUUGGCAACCUAGUGGAAAUCGUCCUAAUAAACCAAAAAUUCUUAGCGAUAAAAAAAAGAAAUCUUCAUCUAAUAAAAAACGUGAUCAAUCACACGAUGAUCAACAAAAGCGAGUUAAUAGAAAAAAGAAAUCUGAUAAUAUACAACAAAAAACUGUUCCACCACCAGCUAAUAUGAUUCCUGAACAAAAUAACGUGCAAUUUACGAAUCAAAAUACAAUGGUACCUUAUGUUCCAGAACCAUCAAUAAUGCAGCCAUUACACACACUUUCCUCGCCUACGCUCACGCAUUCACAAUCAAUGCCUACAGAUCAACAAGUAUCACCAACGUGUCCAACACCAAUGCAACCAAUGGGACCUAUAAUGCAACAGAGACCUGAUUGUCGAUUAGAACCACCAGUUUCGAAUCAACCAAACAAUAUAACUUAUCCCUCGUGUAUGGUUACUAACAACAAUCAAACAAAUCAUAUGGAACAAACAGAUCCAUUAAAUUACGAACCUUACAUUUGGAGUUUCUAAAACAAGUAAAAAAUCUCUUUCUCUCUCUACCAUAUCAUGACCACUAUUGAGACUACGUUUCCCUUUUUUUAUUUAUUUAUUCAAUAUUAAAUAAAAACAAGUUCUUGCCACAAAUACUUUCAAGAACAUAAAAAACAAAAUUUAGUCUUAAAAGUGAGAAAGUCCCUAGAGUAUUAUUUAACAUUUAAAAAUCCAUACUUCAGUAUAACUGAAUAUGGAAACGUGAUCUCUUUAUUGGAUAUAGACAUUAAAUUAACGUAAAUCUAUUUAUAAAUUUAUACUUAAAAUUUUUUAUAAAAAUUUGUCGUCGCGUGAUUUCGUCUCUCAGUGCUGACA